AUGGCCAUGACGCCGAAGGCCGGAAGGGAUAGCCUUCCGCUGGCACCAUCGGGGCGGCCUGCCAAGGCCCCGCCGACUCCAAAGAAAGCGGCCUUCAGACCGCCCCCGCCUUUGCAGCCGCCAUUUUGCGAGGAGCUGCCGACGGCCCCGGUGGCCAAGGCCCCGGCGGUGGACGCCAACAAAGAGUUGGUCGGUAAGCUUCGUGCUGAGAAAGAGGCGGGACUUGUGGAGGAGAACAAGCGCCUCGUCAUCCGCUUGCGUGAAGCCGAAGGUGAGGUGCAGGCCCUUAAGCAUAGACUUAGGGAGAAGGAUUUCGAUCUGGAAGAUGCUCGCAGAGUGGCUCUUGGACGAGACCCCCCCAGCAGCGGAGAUCAAGAUCUCGGAGGCAUCGCAGUUCGUCCAGCCCACGGGAAGACCGAGACCGGGAUGAUCCUAGUCGCCGCGAUGAUCGCGAUCGCAGAGAUGACCGUGAUCGCAGGGACGACCGCGGACGACGAUGAGGAGUGGGAUGAGCCUGGGCCACCGCGCCCUCUGAGAAGGGAC
This is a messenger RNA of Symbiodinium necroappetens, 543 nucleotides long. Lineage: Eukaryota; Dinophyceae; Suessiales; Symbiodiniaceae. The record is from the annotation of a GenBank genome assembly.